Messenger RNA from Drosophila eugracilis, 2019 nucleotides. It is a transcript of the gene ash2, whose product is annotated as set1/Ash2 histone methyltransferase complex subunit ASH2. Gene Ontology annotation, cellular component: Set1C/COMPASS complex. Lineage: Eukaryota; Metazoa; Arthropoda; Insecta; Diptera; Drosophilidae. The record is from RefSeq and is a predicted model, not a curated record. The coding region runs from base 100 to 1770 and encodes 556 amino acids. Gene Ontology annotation, molecular function: transcription cis-regulatory region binding; protein binding. The transcript has 7 exons.
GUGUUGCCAACAACGGUCAUACUGGCCAGCCGACAAUCUUGCGGUCCGCAAUUUUUUUGUUUACAUGCUAUUUGCUGACUGAAAAAGUAUUUCACUGCCAUGGAGGACAUACAAAUGGACACCAGUUCGCCCACAGAGUCCAGCUCGGAGGUUAAUUUCAAUACCGAAGAGGAGAAAACCCAGGAAACGCGUGCCGCCGCCGGCGUUUGUUACUGCGGGAAGGAGCGUAAUCUCAAUAUGGUUGAGCUGCUUUGUGCCACCUGUGCCCGCUGGGUACACGAGACCUGCGUGUCCUACCAAUUAGGCAAGGGUAAACUACUGCCCUUCAUCACCAAUUAUGUGUUCGUUUGCAAGAACUGCUCCGCCAGCGGAUUGGAGAGCUUUCGCAAAAGUCAGGCUACCAUAUCUCAGAUGUGUCACUGCGCUAUUGCCAACAUGCAGCAGUCAGCUGCCAGGGAAGGACGUCGCCAGAUACAAUUCAGCAAAGACAAGGAUAUCAUACCGUACAUAGAACAGUAUUGGGAAUCUAUGACCACCAUGCCGCGCAGGCUUACCCAAUCCUGGUACAGCACGGUCCAGCGGUCCCUCGUCAAGGAUGUGCAGACCCUGUUUACGUAUGAGGAACACUCCGAACAUGGCUCCAUGUACGGACUCAUUCACCAGGAUCUGCGGAUCAUUAAGCCCAACUAUGAAAGCAUGAGCAAGAGCGGCGCGUUGCGACUCACCGACGACGGAUAUACACAAGCUUCCCUAUCUAAGAAUAAUCGACAGAAAAGGAAAUUUCCUGGGACGGAUUCAGGGCCCACCGGAAAGAAGGGUCGCCCCAGUUCUGAUAUCACGGCCAAUGUAAAGCUGCCACCACAUGGUUAUCCUUUAGAGCACCCUUUCAACAAGGAUGGAUAUCGUUAUAUACUCGCUGAACCGGAUCCACAUGCUCCAUUCCGUCAAGAAUUCGACGAGAGCUCCGACUGGGCGGGCAAACCUAUUCCUGGUUGGCUGUAUCGAACUCUGGUGCCGCAUUCCGUACUUCUGGCUUUGCACGAUCGGGCACCACAGCUUAAGAUAAGUGAGGAUCGGCUUGCUGUGACGGGAGAGCGGGGAUACUGUAUGGUCCGGGCCACCCACUCCGUUAACCGGGGAUGCUGGUACUAUGAGAUCACCAUAGAGGAAAUGCCUGAAGGAGCUGCCACGCGCCUGGGAUGGGGCAGAGAGUACGGCAACCUGCAGGCUCCCUUGGGGUACGACAAGUUUGGUUACUCAUGGAGGUCUCGCAAGGGUACCAAGUUCACGGAGAGUCAUGGCAAACACUACAGCGACGCCUAUGUGGAGGGCGACACCCUGGGAUUCCUUAUCGAAUUGCCAGAGGAGUCGACGCUUGACUAUCUGCCCAAUACAUUCAAAGAUCGGCCCUUGGUCAAGUUUAAGUCGCAUCUGUACUACGAGGACAAGGACAAGAUUACAGAGACACUAAAGAAUCUACACAUUCUGCAGGGUAGUCGCAUUGAAUUUUUCAAGAAUGGCCAGUCACAGGGCGUUGCAUUCGAGGAUAUAUACGCCGGAAGCUACUUUCCGGCCAUUUCGAUCCACAAGAGUGCCACGGUCAGCGUGAACUUUGGACCCGCCUUUAAGUAUCCCGAUGUACUUGGAGAACAUAAAGCCAAGGGGAUGCACGAUCGAGUGGAGGAGCUGAUCACAGAGCAGUGUCUUGCCGACACACUUUACCUCACAGAACAUGAUGGACGUCUGCGGCUGGAUAAUAUGGGUCUUUAAUGGGAUAAAUUGACUUAGUUCACAGAGCUUUAGGGUCCGUAGUAUAGUACGAAUAAGUAAGAGAACAUGGGUCUAAAGAAUUUUAAUUCGUUAACACAAAAGAAAAAACAUAUUAUUUUUGAAUGCGGUAUUCAUUGGAAAGGUUUUUAAGUGUAACCAUAAAAAGAAAUUAUAUAUUAGAUAUUAAAAGUGGUUUAUCUAUAAAACAAAAGAAAUUAAAAUACCCAAAUUGUAGAAUCCCUUCCUUAA